Messenger RNA from Schistosoma spindalis, 666 nucleotides. Lineage: Eukaryota; Metazoa; Platyhelminthes; Trematoda; Strigeidida; Schistosomatidae. The record is from the annotation of a GenBank genome assembly.
AUGAAAAAAGGAUCUGUCUUCCUAAUGGUUCAUUUUAUUUACAGUUGCUACAUGUGUGAUCACAGCAUUGGUAGUCAUUGUUGUCAUUCGCAUAAAGCCGAUAAUUCCCCAUCGUUUAGCUUGUACUGGUUUAUUGAUAUACAUAAUGUAGAAUGUUUGAAUGAAUCUAUUUCUGGAAGUGGUAAACUUGUUUUCAAGCCUUAUGAGGAUCGUAAAGAUUCAACUGUUUAUGUUGAAAGUGAUGUUGAUCAAGAAUUGUUAUUUAAUAUACCGUUUACUGGAAACAUAAAACUAAUGAGUAUUAUUAUAUCUGGUGCUGAUACCGAACAACAUCCAAGUAAAGUGUCGUUGUACAAAAAUAAACCUUUUAUGACAUUUGAAGAUUUAAGUGCUGAAUGUGAACAAUCACUCGAAUUAGCUAUUGAUCCAAAUGGUGAAGUAAUAUAUCCAUUGAAAAUUUCACGCUUCUCGAAUGUGCAAACACUGAGUUUACAUUUCAGUGCUAAUUACGGGGGUGAUAAAACACGGAUUCACUACAUUGGCUUGCGGGGAGAUUAUACACCAGCACCAAGACGAGAAGCUGUUAUUACAAAUUACGAAGUAACUCCAAAUGUUUCCGAUUUAAAAGACAACAUAUUACAAACUCAGAGUCGUUUUGUUGAAUAA